Messenger RNA from Myxocyprinus asiaticus (Chinese sucker), 1506 nucleotides. It is a transcript of the gene upb1, whose product is annotated as ureidopropionase, beta. Gene Ontology annotation, molecular function: beta-ureidopropionase activity. The transcript is spliced from 10 exons. The record is from RefSeq and is a predicted model, not a curated record. NCBI's taxonomy places the organism in Eukaryota, Metazoa, Chordata, Actinopteri, Cypriniformes, Catostomidae. The coding region runs from base 80 to 1231 and encodes 383 amino acids.
UGAGAGGAGGUGCAUCUGAAGCAUAACAGGAUUCACUCUUUCUGCAAACUGAGCGCAAGAGAGAGCACUUCUGUUCAAAAUGUCUUCAAAUGAGUUUGAAUCCCUGGAGAAGAUACUGGAAGCACAUCUACCCGAAGCAGAGCUCAAAGAGGUCAGGAGACUGCUGUUCGGAAAAGAGUUGAAGAAGCUGAGCCUUCCCAAGGGUGCAAUAGAUGCUGCAGCGGAGCAAGAUUUUGAUCUGAAGGGUUAUGUGUUUGAAGCAGCGCCAGAGCAGCUCAGACCACCCAGGAGUGUCCGUGUGGGACUAAUUCAGAACAAGAUAGUCCUACCCACUGAUGCCCCUGUGCUUGAACAGAUCACAGCUCUGCACAAGCGAGUGGGUGAGAUGGUAGAGGUGGCGGCUAUGUGUGGGGUCAAUAUAGUGUGCUUCCAAGAAGCCUGGACGAUGCCUUUUGCUCUCUGUACAAGAGAGAAGCAGCCCUGGACAGAGUUUGCCGAAUCGGCUGAAGAUGGACUCACCACACGCUUCUGUGUUCAGCUGGCCAAAAAAUACAACAUGGUGGUGGUGUCUCCCAUCCUGGAGCGAGAUGAGAUCCAUGGUGGAACGGUGUGGAACACUGCAGUAGUGGUGUCCAAUAAUGGCAAUGUUCUGGGCAAAUCACGGAAGAAUCACAUUCCCCGUGUGGGAGACUUCAACGAGUCGACAUAUUACAUGGAAGGCAACACAGGUCACCCUGUAUUCCAGACACAGUUUGGAAAGAUUGCCAUUAAUAUCUGCUACGGCCGGCACCACCCUCUCAACUGGUUAAUGUACAGCAUGCAUGGGGCCGAGAUCAUCUUUAACCCAGCAGCCACAGUUGGAGCGCUCAGUGAACCAAUGUGGCCAAUUGAGGCCAGAAAUGCUGCUAUCGCAAACCAUUGCUUCACCUGUGCCAUCAACCGCGUGGGCACGGAGUAUUACAAGAAUGAGUUCACAUCUGGGGAUGGAAAGAAAGCGCACCAUGACUUUGGACACUUUUAUGGCUCCAGCUAUGUAGCUGCACCCGACGGCAGCAGAUCCCCAGGACUGUCCCGAACUCGUGAUGGUCUGUUGGUGACAGAGAUGGACUUGAACCUAAAUCGCCAGAUCGCAGACAAAUGGUCCUUUAAGAUGACAGGGAGGUAUGAAAUGUAUGCAGAGGAGCUGACCAAAGCUAUCCAGCAUGACUUCAAACCCAACAUUACUGAGUGACAAACUUUCUCCUGAAAGUCCAACACUGCAGAUUGCUUUUUCGGAGUCUGGAAGCUGGAGGAGAACCACACAUCUUCACAAGGGAUAAGACUAGUUGAUGAUCUUGUCUCCGUACUUGAAUUUUGCAAAAUAACUGCAAGAUUUAUGAAUUUUAUCCUUUCAUUCUUAGGUCAAUAACGAAAGUAGGCAUUUUUGAAUAAAAUACAAAUCCGACUUUUAUUUUAUUUUCAUAAAUGCAACUAUGUAUUUCAUAAAAAUAAAGUUUGCCAUAUCAA